Messenger RNA from Vicia villosa (hairy vetch), 2589 nucleotides. RefSeq lists its product as uncharacterized. NCBI's taxonomy places the organism in Eukaryota, Viridiplantae, Streptophyta, Magnoliopsida, Fabales, Fabaceae. The record is from RefSeq and is a predicted model, not a curated record. The transcript has 3 exons. Bases 1 to 2589 code for a protein of 862 amino acids.
AUGAAAUACCUAAAACCUUACUCCUGCAUUCUUGCACUUCCAGAAUUUCCGUCCGCGAUUCUUGGACGUCUUGGCUACCCACAUCUUCAUGGGAUGACUGCAUCCACAUGUGGGGAUCUUGAAAUUCACGUUGGAGGUGUAGGAAUUGCAGCUACCGAUACUUUUACUGGUCCUCUAAUCUCUAGUGGCGUUUUGGUGGAGAAGGUGGAGGAGGUUAGGGAAGAAGUUUUCAAUCAUUUUUCUAACAAAUUUAAGGAGGAGGAUUUGGAUAGGUUGGCGUUAGACGGGGUGGACUUCAAGAGUAUUUCCUCCGUUGAAAGGGAUUCUCUUGAAAGCCAUUUCCAAGAAAAGGAGGUUAAGGAAGCUAUUUGGAGUUGUGGUAGUUCUAAGAGCCCGGGCCCGGACGUGGGAUGUAUGUAUAAAGUUAUCUCGAAGAUUUUAGCGGGAAGGUUGAAGUGUGUCCUUCACUCGAUUAUAUCUACUUGUCAAAGUGCUUUUGUCCCGGAUCGAUACCUUCUUGAUGGGGUGUUGGUGGCAAAUGAGUUGGUGGACUAUGCGAAGAAAGAAGGUCAUAGUUGUUUAUUCUUCAAAGUGGAUUUCGAAAAGGCCUAUGAUAAUGUUUCUUGGAAUUUUCUAAGAUACAUGCUUAAUAGGAUGGGGUUUGGUCCUAAGUGGAAAACAUGGAUGGAAUUGUUGAUUUUUAAUAGUAGUAUGUCGGUUUUAGUUAAUGGGAGUCCGACAAAGGAGUUUGAGGUGGAGAAAGGCCUUCGACAAGGAGAUCCUCUAUCGCCUUUUCUCUUUGUUAUCGUGGCCGAAGGUUUGGCGGGUCUCGUGAGGAAAUCUAGUGAUAUUGGAGCUUUUAAUGGGAUGGGUAUUAAUGGUAGUAGGCCGGUGGAUAUUCUUCAAUUCGCGGAUGAUACUUUGUUGGUGGGGGAGGGUUCGUGGAGGCAAGUUUGGGCUAUCAAAGUGGUGUUAAAAGCUUUUGAGUUGGCUUCGGGUUUGGGGAUCAAUUAUCAUAAGAGUAAAUUGAUUGGUAUUAAUUUGACUAAUAACUUUCUUGAGGCCGCCUCUUAUGUUCUUUCGUGUAGAGUGGAAGAAAGCAAAUUUGUGUUUCUCGGGAUUGUCAUUGGGUGUAAUCCUAGGAGUUUCUCUUCUUGGACACAUCUCUUGGCGAAGAUGAAGAAACGUCUUUCGGGUUGGAAAAAUCGAUUCCUAUCGUUGGGAGGAAGGAUCACACUUUUGAAAUCCAUUCUUGGCUCUCUUUACAUUUUCACCAUGUCUUUUUAUAAAAUUCCGGUUUGUGUGGCAAAGGAGUUUACUAGAAUGCAAAGUAAUUUCCUUUGGGGAGGAGUGAUGGAUGACAACAAAAGGAGGAUUCAUUGGAUUAGUUGGAAGGACGUUUGUUUACCUCUUGACAAGGGUGGUCUCGGCAUUAAAAAUAUUUUGACAUUCAAUGCGGCUCUUCUUAAGAAGUGGAGGUGGAGGAUCCUAGAAGGCCGAAAUUCGGUGUGGUAUAAUAUUUUGAAAGCUCGUUAUGGCGACAUCUCUAUGAAGAGUUUUGGUGGAGGUAUGUUUCCUAGUUCUUUACCAUCUCCUUCGUCUUCUUCUUUUUCCAUUUGGUGGAAGGAUCUUAUGUCGGUAGGGAAGGAAGAAUAUAACGACCCUAUUGCGUCCUUGUGUCGUUUCAAGAUUGGUAAUGGUUUUUCAACCCCGUUUUGGGAGGCGAGAUGGUGCGGUGAGUUUUCUUUGAAAGACAAAUUUCCGGUGUUAUAUUCGGCCUCUAGUUUGAAGAUGGUUUCGGUGGCGGGUAUGGGUGGUUGGAUUAAUGGUUGUUGGAAGUGGGGGGGUUGUGGAAUUAAUUCCUUUCUUCUUUCCGAACCUUCUUUUAGUUUGGUUUUCGAUUCUUUUCGUAAUUACAUGGAGGAGUUUGUGGUAGAUAUUGAGAGGAAGGAUGAAAUUGGUUGGGAUUUAACCGCGGAUGGUUCUUUUUCGGUGGCAUCUUGUUAUAAUUUUUAUGCGGAAAAUUUUAUUCCUUUCGGUCCGCCUAAUAGAUAUGAUAAUGUUUUAGCUUUGGUUUGGAAGAUGGAGGUACCUUUCAAAAUUAAGGCUUUUGGUUGGAGGCUUCUUAUUAAUAGGCUCCCAACCAAGGAUCAAUUAGUUCAUAGAAAAAUUGCUUUGUCUUUGGAUAAUUCUCUUUGUGGUUUUUGUGGAACUAAUCCGGAAAGUAGAGACCAUGUUUUUUUUGGGUGUAAAUCGGUGGAGUUAGUGUGGAGGGAGGUGGCGGUUUGGAUUGGAAAGGAGGUGGGAGAUUUAGAUGUUGAUUGUUUUUCUAGUUUCUCGGAUUGGUCCCUUUUUUGUAAAAAAAAGAAAGUGAAAGGAGGAAAAAUAGGGGUUGUUUGGUUAGCAACGGUGUGGUCCCUUUGGCUAACAAGGAAUGGUAUUUGUUUUAGAAACGAGAUUUGGAAUGUGAAUAAUACGGUAUGGAGUAUUAAAUCGUUGGUUUGGAAGUGGAGCUUUAUAGGGGAGAUUACGCAUUCUAUUUGUAGUUUUUACGAAUUUAUCAAGGAGCCCUUGCUAUAUCUUUCGUAA